This is a messenger RNA of Zingiber officinale, 1463 nucleotides long. RefSeq names its product E3 ubiquitin-protein ligase At3g02290-like. NCBI's taxonomy places the organism in Eukaryota, Viridiplantae, Streptophyta, Magnoliopsida, Zingiberales, Zingiberaceae. The coding region runs from base 504 to 1172 and encodes 222 amino acids. The transcript has 6 exons. The record is from RefSeq and is a predicted model, not a curated record. Gene Ontology annotation, molecular function: ubiquitin-protein transferase activity.
AUUAUGAACAAAGGCCAAAUCCCCAGUUUUACUCUCCUUCCUCGUUUUCUCGCCCUCGGCGAAGAUUACCGAGGAGAGAGAUUUCAACCCUAAUAAUUUUCCCACGGGGUUUGUCCAAUUCCAUCUGACACAGCUGAUGCUUUCUUAGCUCGUCUUCUGCUAUGUUUUGGAUCUCGUUUCUGGAGGCAUCACUGGCUCCUAAAAUGGGGAAAAAAAUGAUGGCUAAGAAGGGGAUUUGAUGAACCAAGCAUUUUAAUCUCGUCUAAAUGCGUUUUUACACCAAAGAUCAGUUCUUUUAGGUGGAUCGGGGUUCUUUUAAUCUGGGUCCUCCGGUAUUUGACUACAUGGCGGCUUGCAUCCAAUUUCCUUUUCCUUUAUUCCCUUCAAUUAGACGAGGAGCAGCAAAUUUAUUUCCCGGAAUGCUUGAUUUAAUCAGAUUUCUGAGUUUGGAAACUGGAAGUGUCCUGUUGGAACGAGAUUUUUGGACAGGGUAAAUUGUGGAUAUGGGAUCUGUUUGUUCUUGCUUUCUUCACCAGGAUAUGGAGGAACAUCCACAUUCUAAUGCUUUGGCUUUCAGAAAUUGCAUCUGCCUUAGAUAUUUGGGUCAACAAUUCAUUAAUGUGUACAUUGCUUUAUUUCAAAGAGGAGUGCAUGCCGCUACUUCAUCUGUGCAGGAGAGAAUUACUUUUGUAUCUCAAGCACCUACUGUUGAUGACUCUAUUCCUGAUACAUACCAGUCUCCUCCCAGGCCAAUACCUUAUGAUGAUCCGAGAUUUUCUCGGCCUCAUCAUGGAGUUAUGUCCAACAAUAAGUUCCUUAGCCAUUACCAUGAGGAGUCUGAAUCAUGUAGAAGUAACAAUGUUUGUGAGACAGAAUCAUCGAGAAUGGAAAGCAAAUCUAAGUCAGACUUUGACUCACGAUCCAAAUUCUGUAUACCUGAGUCUUCAUUAAAGAACACUGCAGAAGCCAGAAAAGAAGUAACUUACCUCUUUCCUUCUUCUGAAGAGGAGGAUGUCUGUCCAACAUGCCUUGAAGAAUAUACUUCCGAAGAUCCAAAGAUAAUAAUGCAAUGUUCACAUCAUUUUCAUCUUGGUUGUAUAUAUGAGUGGAUGGAGAGAAGCGAAGCAUGUCCUGUUUGCGGCAAGAUGAUGGUUUUCAAAGAAGCAACAUGACGUUUCCAUUUUUCCUUGGUACUAUAUGUAUCUUGGGUGAGUGUGUCUACUUCAUAUCUUGAAGUUUGUAUAUAUUAUAUCCAUGCCAUUCUGUUGGCAUACUUUCGCUUUCUGAAGGAACACAUCAAAUCUGACUUGUCCACGAGGCUUUUUAUGGUUAGAUUCUUGUGUUACAGAAGUAUACGGGAUCAGACAAGCGUUGCCUCAAAUUGUACAGGAAAAAAUGUUGAUAUCAUGUAAAAUGGUUGAUGGUGGAAUGCAAUUCUAUGAUAAUAUUCACAUUAUGCUUUA